Molecule: messenger RNA, 5808 nt
Organism: Oncorhynchus masou masou (cherry salmon)
Lineage: Eukaryota; Metazoa; Chordata; Actinopteri; Salmoniformes; Salmonidae
Product: myb/SANT-like DNA-binding domain-containing protein 4
Exons: 4
Coding region: 1268-2572 (434 amino acids)
Source: RefSeq, a predicted model, not a curated record
AUAAUCAAGGGAGAUCAUGGCAAGUUAUUUCUUUCUAUAGGAAUAACACAUUCAACGAAUCAUGGAUGAUUUGGCAAACAUUAACUGUCCGAUUCUCUUUCUCCUUGCGCUGCCAGCAACCAUUCGGACUGGGUCCACGAGUCACACCGGAGUGCCAGUUUCAGUGAAGAACCGGUAGACCGAAGUUCCGCUUUUAGCUAACGUCACCUCUCGUAAUGCAUUUGGCUCGCACUGACAGCUUCUGUGAAGUAUCUAGCCAUUUUAGCUAACGUCACCUCUCGUAAUGCAUUUGGCUCGCACUGACAGCUUCUGUGAAGUAUCUAGCCAUUUUAGCUAACGUCACCUCUCGUAAUGCAUUUGGCUCGCACUGACAGCUUCUGUGAAGUAUCUAGCCAUUUUAGCUAACGUCACCUCUCGUAAUGCAUUUGGCUCGCACUGACAGCUUCUGUGAAGUAUCUAGCCAUUUUAGCUAACGUCACCUCUCGUAAUGCAUUUGGCUCGCACUGACAGCUUCUGUGAAGUAUCUAGCCAUUUUAGCUAACGUCACCUCUCGUAAUGCAUUUGGCUCGCACUGACAGCUUCUGUGAAGUAUCUAGCCAUUUUAGCUAACGUCACCUCUCGUAAUGCAUUUGGCUCGCACUGACAGCUUCUGUGAAGUAUCUAGCCAUUUUAGCUAGCUGUGAGGCAAGUGUGUCAGCAUUUUAAGCACUGUAAAUGCCACAAAAACAUAGUUAACUAGCAACGCAUGAGCGCUUGAUAAGGCAGAAUGUCACCUCUUGAACAGUAGUGUUUGCUUCACUUCAAGAACACGACAGCUGGCUCUAACACAUGACUUGUGGAGCCACAUCCGGAACCACUGAUGGAACGCUACACGUCAGAAUUGGUGGUGGCAAAGGACGGACCAAUGGGAAGGACGGACCAAUGGGAAGGAUGUUUACCUCGCGUCUCAACAAUGUGUCGUUCCGAUUCAGAUUUUGGCGUUGAUGAGCAUCUGAUUUAUUCUUUACGAUUGAUAAGGAGGAAGCUGAGCUCUGUUCUGGUUGCCUGAGGACACACCUGCUGUAACACUUUUACCUGUGCUGUGUGAACCUUGGCCUAAGGGAGUGUGUCACCUGAGGCAGGACAGCGGGAUUCUUCUCAACCUUCAUCCAUCGAUCUACAACACUCACUUCUUGAAGUCCAAGCUAGCCUGGCUGCUCUCUCCCUCUCUCUGUAUCUAUUCAUCAAUCCAACCCUCCUUCACACUUCUCCAUGCUUCUGGCCAAUUAUGUCCCUCAGUAAGACUCCUGUCUCUCCUUCCCUCCGUGAUCCAUCUCUCUGUCCAUCUGCGCCCCUCCUGACCGCCAGGCUGGAUUUCCUGCAGAUGAAACACUUGAAGAGGAAGAGGAAGAGUAACUACAGCGUUCGUGAGACACAGACACUGAUCCGGGAGAUCCACAAAAGACGAGACGUGCUGUUCUCCCGCCAGCAGAACACCGCCAUCAACGAGCUGAAGAGACGAGCCUGGGAGGAGGUAGCAGGAGGCGUUAACUCACUGGGAGAAGGCGAGCUACGCACAUCUUCAGAGGUGAAGCGACGUUACCUGGACUGGCGGUCGCUAAUGAAGAGGAAGCAGCUCCAUGCUGAGCUGUCUCUCUCCACAGGGCUGAAGGCAGAGUAUGAUCCGUCCUCCCCUGAACACAACGUCUCACUGGGCUCAAGGGACCAAUCGCUCGACCUCUCUAGCUUUCCCAAGGAGUCCCAGUGCGACUGGCAGGACCUGGCGGAUCUUGGAGAGCCCAGUGGACACGCAAUGUCUACAGGGAUUAAGAUGGAGGAGGAGGUCAAUGGAUACAGGCUGGAGGGUGAUAGCGGAGAUGGUGAGGUAGAGGAGGAGGAUGAUGAUGAUGAUGACGAUUGUUUCCCCUCCCUCCUACCCGACAUGGGAGAGCGCGAUGUACGUAUCCCGGAAGUCUUCUCACACAUUGGUGAGUUUGGAAUGAUCAGCGCCUCAAAGGGGACGGCGACCUCAAUAAAUCGGGACCUCUCAUUGGGCGGAAUGGGCUUUGCUGGGUUAGGACUGGCCAAUCACGAGGGUAUGGGACUUCUUGUUGGUUUGGAGAAGCAGCGUGUGGAACUGGAGAAGCAGCGUCUGGCUGUGGAAACAGAGCGGCUUGUGGUGGAGAGAGAGAGACUCCUACUGGAUAAGGAGAGACUGAGUCAGUUGGAGGUGGAGAGGGAGAGAUUGCAUCUGGAGAGGGAGAGAUUGCAUCUGGAGAAAGAGAGACUUCGGCUGUUGCUCAUGAACCAAUCAGAACGGGCUUCUGCUCCCCCCCAGCAAGGCCCUCCCUCCUCCUCCACUCCUACUACAUCAUCUUCCUCUGCUGUGGAUGGACAGAAUGAGAGAAAUGAGAAUAAACCCUGGCUUUCUAUGAUAGAUCUGGAGGGUGAGAGACUGAGCCUAGAGAAGGAGCGACUGCAGUUAGAGAAAGAGAGGCUGCUGUUCUUUAAGUUUGAGUCUGGACGACUGCAGAUAGAGAGGGAGAGACUAGAGGUGGAGAGAAUGCAGCUUCACCAGGACCAGGGUCAUUGAGAGAGGGAGGAUAGGAUUGCAUCAAAUAACAUUUUGCUACAUGCUUCGUAAACAACAGGUGUGGACUAACAGUGAAAUACUUAUGGGCCGUUCCCAAUAAUGUAGAGAGGAAAUAGAGAAAUAAUUGAAAGAUGAUGAUGAUAAUAAUAGAUACAUAAUUAGAAAUGAAAAGCUUUGUUAUAUACAUGGGGUACCAGUACCAAUUUGAUGUGUAGGGGUACAAGGUAAUUGAGGUACAUACAGUGGCAAGAAAAAGUAUGUGAACCCUUUGGAAUUACCUGGAUCUCUGCAUAAAUUAGGCAUAACAUUUGAUCUGAUCUUCAUCUACAGUAAGUCACAACAAUAGACAAACAGAAUGCUUAAACUAAUAACAUACAAAUGAUUGUAUUUGUCUUGUCUUUAUUGAAUAGAUACUUUUUCCAACCUACACUAAAUGUUUAAAUUAUGUGAACCUCUAGACUAAUGACUUCUCCAAAAGCUAAUUGGAGUCAGGAGUCAACUAACCUGGAGUUGAAUCAAUGAGACGAGAUUGGAGAUGUUGGUUAGAGCUGCCCUGCCCCAUAAACACUCACAACAUUAGUUUGCUAUUCACAAGAAGCAUUGCCUGAUGUGAACCAUGCCUCGAACAAAAGAGAUCUCAGAAUACCUAAGAUUAAGAAUUGUUGCCUUGCAUGAAGCUGGAAAGGGUUACAAAAGUAUCUCUAAAAGUCAGUCCACGGUACAACAAAUUGUCUAGAAAUUGAGAAAUGUCAGCACUGUUGCUACUCUCCCUAGGAGUGUCCGUCCUGCAAAGAUGACUGCAAGAGUACAGCUCAGAAUGCUCAAUGAGGUUAAGGAGAAUCCUGGAGUGUUAGCCAAAGACUUGCUAACUGCUAACGUCUCUGAUGGGUCUACAAUAUGUAAAACACUAAACAAGAAUGGUGUUCAUGGGAGGACACCAUGGAAGAAGACACUGCUGUCCAAAAAAACCAUUGCUGCACGUCUGAAGUUCACAAAAGAUCACCUGGAUGUUCCACAGUGCUACUGGCAAAAUAUUCUGUGGACAGAUGAAACUACAGUUGACUUGUUUGGAAGGAACACACAACACUGUGUGUGGAGAAAAAAAACACAGCACACCAACAUCAAAACCUCAUCCUAACUGUAAAGUAUGGUGGAGGGAGCAUCAUGGUUUGGGGCUGCUUUACUGCCUCAGGGCCUGGGCAGCUUGCUAUCAUCGAUGGAAAAAUUAAUUCCCAAGUUUAUCAAUACAUUUUGCAGGAGAAUGUAAGGCGAAUCUGUCCACCAAUUGAAGCUCAAUAGAAGUCAGGUGAUGCAACAGGACAACGACCCAAAACACAGAAGUAAAUUAACAACAGAAUGGCUUCAACAGAAGAAAAUACACCUUCUGGAGUGGCCCAGUCAGUCCUGACCUCCACCCGAUUUGAGAUACUGUGGCACAACCUCGAGAGUGGUUCACACCAGACAUCCCAAGAAUAUUGCUGAUAUGAAGCAGUUUUGUAAAGAGGAAUGGUCCAAAAUUCCUCCUGACCAUUGUGCAGGUCUGAUCCACAACUACAGAAAACGUUUGGUUGAGGUUAUUGCUGCCAAAGGAGGGUCAGUCAGUUAUUAAAUCCAAGGGUUUACAUACUUUUUCCAACCUGCACUGAGAAUGUUUACACGGUGUGUUCAAUAAAGACAUGAACAAUUAUAAUUGUUUGUGUUUAUGAGUUCAAGCAGACUGUUUGUGUCUUGUUGUGACUUAGAUGAAGAUCAGAUCAAAUGUUAUGACCCAUUUAUGCAGAAAUCCAGGUAAUUCUAAAGGGUUCACUUAGUUUUUCUUGCAACGGUAUGUACAUAUAGGAAUAAGGUGACAGGUAGUGAACAGGAGCAGCAGCGUGUGAUGAGCAUUAAGGGAUAAUCUACGAGAGAAGUGCCUGGAAGAAGGGUCAAAUGAGAGGGGAGCAGUGUGGUCUUUAUCUCAGUGUAGACUGGCCAGGUGUGAGCCUCGAUGAGCAGUCACCUCCAUGGUCCACCUCUCCUGUCUGUCUCAGACCGCUCCAAUAGCUUGUUACUGUUCAGCUUGAUACACAAUAGCUGAAUAGCUCAACCAAUCAGACAGUACAGCCAUCAAACUGACCUUCGAUCAACAGGGCGUCUUCAUCCUACUCCAUGUUGUUGGCAAAAGGAUGUUAUCCAGUUUUAUUUCCUGUAGAGGCGGGAUCAAGAUUCAAAAUGCCACUCAGAGCCGCUACCAAUCACAUUUAAAACAUCUCCCUGCCAAUCAUUCUGUUAUGCUUGUGGACUUUGUUGCGUUAAAAUAUGGAUUAUUUCAAUUCAAAUGAGAUGUUAAUUGAACACAUAUAAUCGGUGUCUACCACAGGAGGUUGGUGACACCUUAAUUGGGUAGGACAGGCUUAUGGUAAUGGCCGGAGCUGAAUAGUGUCAAAUCCACCAAUCACGUGGUUUCCAUGUGUUUGAUGCCAUUGCAUUCACUCCGUUCCAGAUGUUAUUGUGAACAGUCCUCCCCUCAGCAGCCUCCACUGGUGUCUACAAUGUGUGUUUGUUUCAAGUGAGUGGUUGUGUACUGGGAGAAACUGUUGUUUUGUGUAGCUCAGUACUAACGUCCAUGUACUGCACAGAAAGUGGACAUAAUGUAGAGUAGCUGUAAACUCAAAGUACAGAAUGCUCUACAGUAUACUACUGUAUGUGACUCAAACCAAUGUCAUGUAAGGCUUUACAGAGAUUUUACUUUAAUUUUACCAAACCUUUUGUCUUUUUUAAUGGUGCUAUUUUGAUUGUGUGUUUGUGGUUUAGUACUACGGUGGAUUGUUCUAUAUUAGCUCAGUCAUCCAAGGAAAGAGUUGAAUAUCUCUGCAGGUUCAGUCUAUUUUAAGAGAUGAGAAAAGGAUAAUGUUGCCUAUAUGCUUUCUGCAUCGCCUUUAAGACUCACAAUAAAGGAUAUAAAUUUAAGUGUUAUUUCUGCCUGUUUUUUUUGAAUACAUCUGGAGUGAACCCACAUUCACACUUAAAUCAGCUGAUAUACCUCCAUCUCUCACAAACACAGCAGGCAGUUCAACUCACACAGACUAGGGUUUUUUUCUGCUUUGAGAUGUUCUGUUGUCUGUUUCUGCAAGGAAAGACUAUGAAAGGAUGUGCUUCAGCUGCUGACUGGUUUAGCCGUCUACCUCAUUCUGUUUUAUAAAAUGGUCCUUUUUCACUGGUGAAACGUGUCUACAAUAAAUGAACAAUGAAAUGUG